Molecule: messenger RNA, 1107 nt
Organism: Knipowitschia caucasica
Lineage: Eukaryota; Metazoa; Chordata; Actinopteri; Gobiiformes; Gobiidae
Source: the annotation of a GenBank genome assembly
AUGUCGGGGCUCGCAUGUCGGGACUCGCAUGUCAGGGCUCGCAUGUCGGGGCUCGCAUGUCAGGACUCGCAUGUCAGGACUCGCAUGUCAGGACUCGCAUGUCAGGGCUCGCAUGUCAGGACUCGCAUGUCGGGGCUCGCAUGUCGGGGCUCGCAUGUCGGGGCUCGCAUGUCGGGACUCGCAUGUCGGGACUCGCAUGUCGGGACUCGCAUGUCGGGGCUCGCAUGUCGGGACUCGCAUGUCAGGGCUCGCAUGUCAGGACUCGCAUGUCAGGACUCGCAUGUCAGGGCUCGCAUGUCAGGACUCGCAUGUCAGGGCUUGCAUGUCAGGACUUGCAUGUCAGGACUCGCAUGUCAGGGCUCGCAUGUCAGGGCUCGCAUGUCAGGACUCGCAUGUCAGGACUCGCAUGUCAGGGCUCGCAUGUCAGGGCUCGCAUGUCAGGGCUCGCAUGUCAGGACUCGCAUGUCAGGACUCGCAUGUCAGGACUCGCAUGUCGGGGCUCGCAUGUCGGGGCUCGCAUGUCGGGACUCGCAUGUCAGGGCUCGCAUGUCGGGGCUUGCAUGUCAGGACUCGCAUGUCAGGACUCGCAUGUCAGGGCUCGCAUGUCAGGACUCGCAUGUCGGGGCUCGCAUGUCGGGGCUCGCAUGUCGGGGCUCGCAUGUCGGGACUCGCAUGUCGGGACUCGCAUGUCAGGGCUCGCAUGUCAGGACUCGCAUGUCGGGACUCGCAUGUCGGGACUCGCAUGUCAGGGCUCGCAUGUCAGGACUCGCAUGUCAGGACUCGCAUGUCGGGACUCGCAUGUCGGGGCUCGCAUGUCGGGGCUCGCAUGUCGGGACUCGCAUGUCAGGGCUCGCAUGUCAGGACUCGCAUGUCGGGACUCGCAUGUCGGGGCUCGCAUGUCAGGGCUCGCAUGUCAGGACUCACAUGUCAGGGCUCGCAUGUCAGGGCUCGCAUGUCAGGACUCGCAUGUCAGGGCUCGCAUGUCAGGACUCGCAUGUCAGGACUCGCAUGUCAGGACUCGCAUGUCAGGACUCGCAUGUCAGGACUCGCAUGUCAGGAGGCAGCUUGUUCCAGAGUCUGGGUCCAGCGACUGAGAAGGUCCCCUAG